UACCGGUUGAUGCCUUUGGGAGUGCCUCAGCAUUGGGCAGAGGAGCGGCACGUGCAAAUGAUACCACAUGGACGCCUUGUAAGCGCGCGGCGCGGCCCCACCGGACGUGAUUAAGCGCACUGACGCGAGUCCAUGACACCCCGCGAUUCCGAUGCGCGCAGCCGACUUUUGGAUUCAACAACCUUAGACAACAAACGCCAGCUGACGACCUCAACCGCCGCGGACCGACUGCCCCCGCUAGAAGCGAAAACGAACUCUAAAAAGCAAGCUGCAUGGCGGAAAGGAAGCAAGGAAUCGCUGGUGGUUCUGGGGCGGGCCAACCAACGAUGUCAGAGUACAAGAAGGCGCAAGCUCGGGUGCGCGACCUGGUUGAGAAGCGAAGACUGCUGGAGAGACGUCUGACCCAAGUGGAAGAUGGCAUCGCACAGAAGGAGUCCGCGUAUCUCGAGAGCACUCCGGCCGGAAACAUCAUCACGGGCUUCGAUAACUAUAUGAAGGGGACGAGUGGUGCGGCCGCUCAGAGACGGAAGGCUGGACCCAUGGAGCAGAACCGAGUGUUUUCACGAUCUUCCAUCUCGUACCGACCGAACAACUUGGAAGGAAUUGCCCCAGGGUCUGGAGGCUCGACUCCCGCUUCACAUGCCACACCGUCGUCUGCGCCCUUCCGAGACCCCGGGUCGAACCAUGCGACACCCACGUCUACGACAAGCAAGAACGCGAACAAGCUGAAGAAGAAAGACCACGAGGAUAGCGAGAACGAUGCACAGACGAACAAGAAGCGGACAAAUUUUGGUGCACAGCGAAAGUAGAGAGGAAGGUCGUUUGAAGGGCGUGCGGGUGCACGUAUGGGAACCCCGAAUUCUGAUCGAGGAAGACUUGAUUUAUGGGGUGGGUUUUGGCUUGGGCGUUUGGGAUAACAAAGCGGAAAGCUACAUGGCUCGGCUUGACAGAGGGAUGCGUGGCGUUAUACAAAGAUCGAUGACAUACACAAUGGAAAACUUUUCUCUAUUUUGAUUGUAGGAUGGGAAUCGGAUCCCCUUUAACCUACGAGGUGGAGAGAUGAACUUGGGGUAGCUUCCUGUUGUAGCAAUCUGACGUUUGUAGUCGAUCAGGUGAUUGUGGGAUGCGAGGAUAGCCUCUUCGGGAUGUAGCGGGCGUAGGCACCGAAUUCAAGUGGGAUUGAUUCACC
Messenger RNA from Ilyonectria robusta, 1189 nucleotides. Its product is annotated as histone acetyltransferase subunit NuA4-domain-containing protein. The record is from RefSeq and is a predicted model, not a curated record. The transcript is spliced from 3 exons. Bases 273 to 809 code for a protein of 178 amino acids. Lineage: Eukaryota; Fungi; Ascomycota; Sordariomycetes; Hypocreales; Nectriaceae. Gene Ontology annotation, cellular component: NuA4 histone acetyltransferase complex.